Trichosurus vulpecula (common brushtail) is the source of this 933-nucleotide messenger RNA. RefSeq names its product olfactory receptor 10J1-like. Bases 1 to 933 code for a protein of 310 amino acids. Gene Ontology annotation, molecular function: olfactory receptor activity; G protein-coupled receptor activity. Lineage: Eukaryota; Metazoa; Chordata; Mammalia; Diprotodontia; Phalangeridae. Gene Ontology annotation, cellular component: membrane. Gene Ontology annotation, biological process: G protein-coupled receptor signaling pathway. The record is from RefSeq and is a predicted model, not a curated record. The transcript has a single exon.
AUGAAGAGGGAAAACUAUUCAGAGGUGACUGAGUUUAUUUUCGAAGGGUUCUCUAGCUUUCAGGAGCACCAAAUUACACUCUUCAUGGUAUUCCUUGCUCUGUACAUCUUAACCCUUGCAGGCAAUGCCAUUAUUGUGACCAUCAUCAGCAUGGACCGUUACCUCCAUACUCCAAUGUACUUCUUCCUAAGUAUGCUGUCCAUUUCUGAGACCUUGUAUACAUUGGUAAUUGUCCCACGAAUGCUGGCCAGCCUCACUGGUCUGAACCAGCCCAUCUCUUUAGCAGGUUGUGCUACUCAGAUGUUUUUCUUUAUCACCUUAGCUAUCAACAACUGCUUCCUGCUCACUGCAAUGGGAUAUGAUCGUUAUGUGGCCAUUUGCAACCCCCUGAGGUACAUGGUAAUCGUGGACAAGAAGAUGUGUACCAAGCUAAUAUGUGGUGCAUGUGGCAUUGGUCUGACUGUUGCAACAGUUCAGAUUACAUCUGUAUUCAGGUUACCUUUCUGUGAAGCAAAAGUACCCCAUUAUUUCUGUGAUAUCCUCCCAGUAAUGAAACUUUCCUGUGUUGACACAUCUAUCCAUGAUAUCAUCAAUUUUAUCAUUAGUUCACUAGUGAUUGUGGUGCCCAUGGGUUUGGUCUUCUUCUCCUAUGUCCUCAUCAUCUCCACCAUCCUAAAGAUUGCAUCUGCUGAGGGGCGGCAGAAGGCCUUUGCUACAUGUGCUUCUCAUAUCACUGUGGUCAUUAUCCAUUAUGGAUGUGCUUCUAUUGCCUACCUUAAGCCCAAGUCAGAAAACACCAGGGACCAGGAUCAACUGAUCUCAGUGACUUAUACAGUUUUCACUCCACUGCUGAACCCUGUUGUAUACACUCUGAGGAAUAAGGAGGUCAAAGAUGCCCUGCGCCGGGCUGUGGGAAGGAAAACCCUAUCCUAG